Molecule: messenger RNA, 1495 nt
Organism: Helianthus annuus (common sunflower)
Lineage: Eukaryota; Viridiplantae; Streptophyta; Magnoliopsida; Asterales; Asteraceae
Product: protein PIN-LIKES 7
Exons: 10
Coding region: 133-1398 (421 amino acids)
Biological process (GO): endoplasmic reticulum to cytosol auxin transport
Cellular component (GO): membrane
Source: RefSeq, a predicted model, not a curated record
AAAGAAAAAACAAACAAGAUGAUCUGAAGUCUGAAGAUGUAGACAUCAUCUUCUCCCUUCAUUUCCCCAAUUCAAAAUUCAUUUCUCCCUCUGCACACCAUUGUUAACUUGAAUCAAAUUCAGAAAGUGAAAAUGGGAUUUUGGGGGCUGUUGGAGGUUGCAUCGAUGCCGAUAUUGCAGGUGUUGAUCGUAAGUGCAAUCGGAGCUUUCAUGGCCACUGAUUAUCUCAAUCUUCUUUCCAACCAUACCCGCAACUCCCUCAACAAGAUUGUGUUUGUGGUAUUUACACCUUCCCUUAUUUUUGCAAGCCUUGUUGAAACUGUCACCUUUGAAGACAUUAUCUCAUGGUGGUUUAUGCCAAUAAAUAUUGGAGUAACAUUUUUAUGUGGAGGAAUACUGGGAUGGGUAGCAGUAAAACUGAUCAAACCAAAGCCUCAUUUAGAAGGCCUCAUAAUAGCCAUGUGUUCAACAGGAAAUUUUGCAAACCUUCUGUUGAUAAUGGUUCCUGCAAUAUGCACUGACGAUGGCAGCCCGUUUGGGGAUCACAAUGUCUGUAAGGCUAAGGGACUCUCAUAUGCAUCCUUCUCCAUGGCGUUGGGUAGUUUUUACACAUGGACAUGUACUUACCAGAUGAUCCAAGGCUCAGCUUUGAAGUACAAUGAAAUGAAAGAAAUUGGGAAAUUGUCGAACGAAGCAAAUACGGACUUGGAUGCAAAUCAAAACACACGUCUGUUAAAUAAGGAAUAUCAUGAUCAUGUUGAUAGAAUCAUGCCUUCAUCAAACUUCAGUAACGAUGAUACAGAAAACCAAUGUAUUGUGCGUCAGGGAUCCGCAGAGAAGGAAGAGAGAAAAGGCGGGUCGUUUUUGGAUCAUUCGGUAGAAAUGUUGAAGAAAAUUCUAGAGCAACUACUAGCUCCCCCGACCCUUGGCUCUUUUGCAGGGCUCGUGUUCGGGGCAAUCCCAUGGGUAAAAAACCUUUUGGUCGGUGAAAGAGCUCCUUUACGAGUGGUCCAAGACUCCAUGGCAUUACUCGGGGAUGGAACCAUACCUUGUCUAACUCUUAUACUAGGAGGCAACCUCACACAAGGUUUACGAAAGGCAAGUGUGGGGCCCACAAUCAUCAUCACGGUUAUCAUCGUGCGUUACCUGAUUCUUCCCGUCAUUGGCAUUGGUGUGAUCAAUUUGGCGGCAAUGAUGGGGUUGCUUCCACCGGAUCCGCUCUUUAGAUUUGUGUUGUUGAUCAUGUUUGCUCUGCCCCCUGGUGUGAAUAUCAGUACAAUGGCACAGUUGUUUAGUGUUGGGCAAGAGGAGUGUGCAAUGCUUAUGAUGUGGACUUACUUAACUGCUGCUUUUGCACUUACAGCUUGGUCAACUGUUUAUAUGUGGAUUUUGUCAUGAAAAAUCAGUUAUUACAAAAGAGUUCAUGUCCAAAAGGCCAAAACUGGAUCAGAUCAUCUUUGCUACUUUUGUUUUAGAGUUAAAUGCCAUUUUAGUC